UCAUUUUUAUUUGCAAUAUUUCUCUACUAGCAGAAGCAGCCUCCAUCCCCUAUUAAAUUAUAUUUAUUUUAUGAAGCUAAGGGUUUUUUUUUUUGUUUGUUUUUGGUGGUGGUGGUUUUUACAAAGAAAUUUUGAAACAGUUGAACCUGUGUAAUGUUAUCUUGUAAAGCUGAAAAUAGUUUAAACAUUAAUUACCCAUAGAGACAGGUUCCUUUAUACUUUACAAAUAGAUUUUAAUUUAUUUAUAUUUUCUUACCAUUGCGGUAUUGUACUUACUUAUGGUAACUACAUCAGACCUGGAGGGUUUUGUCAGACUCCGGGGAAUGUAAAAAGCAUUGUUGUGGUUAACCAUAAGUGCACAUUUAUGUUCAAACAUUGGACAUUUAAUUGAUAAAAUGUGAGUUCUCUCUGUACUGAUCAGCAGAGACUCAUAAAUUAUGAAUUAAUUUCAAGAUCACAAGUAAAUAACACAGAUAAAGCUGUAAUCUAUAGAAGAAAUGUUUGCAUUUUUCUGCCAUUGUGCCUGGAUUUUUCUUUGUCUCUUUGUGUUUGAAGUUGUAGAAGUGGCUUCCUCUGAAAGAGUGUGUAGUUAUCAGGAGGUUUUAAACUACCUGAACCUGAACAGAGGCAAUGAUCUGUUUUCCUUGACCCGACCUGUGAAAGACUUCAGAAAAGCCACAAAGGUCCAUCUGGAAGUAUUGCUGUACGCUAUCCUGGAUGUGAGAGAGAUUGACCAGACAUUCGUACCAUAUGUUUGGAUAGUUAUGCACUGGCAGAAUGACUUCAUUUCCUGGGAUCCCAGUAAAUUCUGUAACAUCACAAAAGUUACAAUUCCCACAGAUAUUCUGUGGAAGCCAGAUCUCACCAUUGAUGAAAUGACAGAAAGGGACAAAGCCCCUCCAAGUCCUUACCUCACCAUCACCAACAAUGGCACAGUCUUAAUCCAGAAUGACCAGGUGCUGGUCAGCACAUGCAUGAUGCAGGUUUUUAAAUUCCCAUUUGACGUUCAGAGCUGCACUCUCUCAAUUAAAUCAGUUGUUCACUCCGUUGAGGAAAUUAACCUGUUAUAUUCCUUGAACUCCUCAGUGACUACUAAUUGGUCACGUGAGUUGAUGAGAACGCAGUACGAGUGGUUGUUUGUUAAAAUGACAGUUACCAACAAAACGGUUAAACCAUUUGGAUCCCAGCAAGACACAAUUAUUUACACUAUCUAUAUGAAAAGGAGAUCUAUACUCUACAUCGUCAACUUCCUGCUGCCUGUCCUCUUCUUCUUGUGCUUGGAUUUGUCCUCCUUCCUGAUCUCAGACAGAGGAGGUGAGAAGAUCAGCUUCAAGGUCACGGUGCUGCUGGCUGUCACCGUGAUGCAGCUCAUUCUCAAUGACAUUCUGCCGUCAUCGUCAGACAGGAUCCCGCUGAUUGCGGUCUACUGCAUUGGGAUUUUUGCGCUGAUGUUCCUCAGCCUCCUGGAGACGAUUUUGAUGAUGCAUCUGAUGGACAUCGAGUCUGAAUCCCAGGAAAAUGAGAGGAACAAAAGACACAGUUUGGAAGACGGUUGUGCAGACAGUGAAGAUAGAAACGCCAACUACCGAAGCUGUGAGAAAGAAGAGAAGAACUGGUCUGGGUGUUCAUGUAUCUUUGGUGUGUCUGCAGACAAGAUGCCAAAUGACCUGGGGCAGGGUUGCAGCAGCCGACUGACGGAGCAGCUGCAGGUGUUUGUCAACUUCUCAGAUGGACUGAAGGAGUUGACAAGGAUGCUGUCUCUGCUUACGAACAAUGCCAAGGAGGAAGGGAAGCCUGGCUUUUGGACCAGAAAGAUUAACAUCAUCAACCGAGCUUACUUUAUACUCUAUGUAACAGCUUCCAGCUUGUUCUUGGGCCUCAUGUUUUCCAUCUGGACUUCUGCCGACGAAUAAGGUUUCUGUUUCAGGCUCAGAAACAUUUUAGUUUUAGCUUAUGCUAAUUGAAAAGUAAACUUGUUUUGAUAUAGGUAUUUAAAUGCCCAGUAGGUAUCAGUCGUACCGUUACGUUUCCUCAGUCAGU
Messenger RNA from Poecilia latipinna (sailfin molly), 2040 nucleotides. Its product is annotated as 5-hydroxytryptamine receptor 3A-like. Gene Ontology annotation, cellular component: membrane. The transcript has 9 exons. Gene Ontology annotation, molecular function: transmembrane signaling receptor activity; extracellular ligand-gated monoatomic ion channel activity. The record is from RefSeq and is a predicted model, not a curated record. Gene Ontology annotation, biological process: monoatomic ion transmembrane transport. Bases 498 to 1913 code for a protein of 471 amino acids. NCBI's taxonomy places the organism in Eukaryota, Metazoa, Chordata, Actinopteri, Cyprinodontiformes, Poeciliidae.